AUGCCCGCGACUUCAAACCGAGCAAAGGCGAAGAAAUGCCAAAAAGCAUGUGCUCGCAAGAAGCAACCUUGUCGUUUUCCAGCGGAGGAUACCCGUGUCUCAGUUUCGGAGCGAUACUUGCGACAACUCGAGGCGCAAUUGACAACAAGUAGCAGCACUUCUCGCCAUUCUAAUACUCUAGAUACUCGCAACCUUGCCACAUCACCCUUUACUGGUGAUGAUGAUGUUAUUCUAUCUCCGUCUCAUGGGCCGUCGUUCCUCUUGGAGGAUCGUACGGCAGAUCAGUGGGGUGGUAUUUCUGAUGGACUUGGGUCAACCUUCGAUGCCAAUCAAACUAGGCAGAUCGAAAAUGGACAAUCAAGGGAAGAAGUCGACGUAGAACAUGAUGGGCAUAGGUCACGAUUUUCACGGAAUCCCUUGGUAGAUAGGGAUCCGUCUUUUGCAAUGACACCGGAUGGUCGAUUCUGGUAUAUGGGCCCGACAUCCUCAUGGUCAUUUUAUGGAAUGGCAGUUAAAUUGCAAUGGAGACCAGUGCCCGCAGAUGAAGUACCCGACGUCACGAACCUGCCACCUUUGGAUUAUGCACUCUUUCUUUUCAACACAGUCAAGUUUUACUUUGGUUUUCUAUCUUUCAUGAUCGACGAAGAAUCAUAUUUGCGACAUCUGUACGAGUUUUACGAACACCCAUCAAGCAAAGCCGCUUCCUCAAGGUACUGGUAUGCCCAAUAUCUUCUUGUUCUUGCCUUUGGGAAGGCAUUCCUUACUACUAGAAAUCCUUCUGGUACACCGCCUGGACACCAAUAUGCAUCAAGAGCAAUGUCCCUUCUCCCCGAUCUCUCUGGGAUGCAUGAAGAUCCUCUCACGUGCAUUCAGGCAUUGAGCUUGGGUGCAGUUUAUCUGCAAUCCAUUGAUAUGAGACGUGCCGCAUUCCAACAUAUCGGCCAAGCAUUACGUGGCUGUAUAAUUGAGGGAAUUCACCGCCACGUACCAGAGGAACUGUGCGGACCAGAACUGUCUAGCCGGUGCAGAACGAUAUUUUGGGUAGUUUAUAUGCUCGAUCGUGAUUUCUCGGCUCUAAUAGGGGCCCCUAGCUCUAUUAGAGAUGAAGAUAUCUCUGUGAGGCUACCUGCCGAGAUGGAAAGUUCUGUCGAGCACAGUAACCUGACACUGCAUGUGCGACUUUCUCGAUUGAUGGCUCAGACUUUGACUACUGUUUAUGGAGUUGGUGAUGAGUUCAAUGGAACACUAAUAAGAAACACCCAGUCAAUUCUCCACAGUAUGGCGGAGCUUUCGCACGACUUGACAGCUUUUUUGAACCAAAAUUUUCACGGAUUAAUCAGCAGAGCUUCGAAAAUGGCAAUCCGUCUUAUGUUGGCACAUCAUCAUUGCGUUGUGCUCACAACACGACCGCUGGUCAUGUGUGCUCUUCAUAUGCACAUUGAAAAGACGGAGAGAAAAACCUCACAGACGCUUUCGUUAUCUCCUCCCGUUGCGUCCCUUUUACAGUGCUGCGCCGACUCUGCUCAGACUAUUCUGCAAACCCUUCAAACUUUGGCAGAUGACGACUUAAUGGAUGCAUUUUUACCAUUUCAAAUUGAGGAUGCAUCUUCAUCUGCGUUUGUUUUAUACUUGAUCCGCGCCAUUGCACCAACACUCAUUCAUAGUAGCACCUGGUGUGACCACCUAGAAUGUGUUUUGGAUAAGCUGAUUUCGAAAGGGAAUCCAGCUGCCCCGCUCCGAAGACAGGAGCUCCGACAACUUGAACAAAUAUUGGCACCAUUGACACCCAGAUCUAAUCCAAUCCCUUUGCCAUCAAUCAACGUCAAUUCGGCCGCACAGGAUGAUAACGAAUUUAAUGAUCUGGAUAAUGUUGAUGUGGAAGAGGUAUUUGAAUGGGACCUUCUGGGGCUGAAUUCCUCGGUCAGUCUUCCACCACAGGAACUAUUGGAUCUUGCCGAUCAAUUGGAUGUCGAAAGCAUAAUGCAGUCUGUCGGUGGAGCCGUUGGAUAG
Messenger RNA from Penicillium waksmanii, 2010 nucleotides. RefSeq names its product fungal specific transcription factor domain-containing protein. The coding region runs from base 1 to 2010 and encodes 669 amino acids. The transcript has 10 exons. Gene Ontology annotation, molecular function: DNA binding; zinc ion binding. NCBI's taxonomy places the organism in Eukaryota, Fungi, Ascomycota, Eurotiomycetes, Eurotiales, Aspergillaceae. Gene Ontology annotation, biological process: DNA-templated transcription. The record is from RefSeq and is a predicted model, not a curated record.